AUGGGGUGUACUCAUAAAGGAGAAACCCAUAAACGUGGUACUCAGUGGAAGACUGAAAACUGUGAAGACUGUUGGUGUCAAAAAGAUGGAACGAUGAGAUGUUGUACAGCAUAUGGUACACCAUUCGGAUAUGACAAAGAGAAUUGUGAGCGUGUGUUUGACAAGGCAAGCUGUUCUUACAAGCUGAUUCCAAUAAAAGACCCUACAGUAGAGUGUAAAGAAACGGGCAUGGUUGGCUAAGCAAAGGCUAUAUCAUUGUUCUUCAAACUUAUCUAUAUCAGCAAUAAAUUUCAAAAUAAGCAAUGGCAAUGUGUCCAUAAAAAAAUAAGCCUAUAACUGCAUUAUCAAAGUUUUCAUGUA
This is a messenger RNA of Nanorana parkeri, 360 nucleotides long. It is a transcript of the gene MSMB, whose product is annotated as microseminoprotein beta. The coding region runs from base 1 to 240 and encodes 79 amino acids. The transcript has 3 exons. Lineage: Eukaryota; Metazoa; Chordata; Amphibia; Anura; Dicroglossidae. The record is from RefSeq and is a predicted model, not a curated record.